Serpula lacrymans var. lacrymans S7.9 is the source of this 645-nucleotide messenger RNA. RefSeq lists its product as uncharacterized. NCBI's taxonomy places the organism in Eukaryota, Fungi, Basidiomycota, Agaricomycetes, Boletales, Serpulaceae. The record is from RefSeq and is a predicted model, not a curated record. The transcript is spliced from 6 exons. Bases 1 to 645 code for a protein of 214 amino acids.
AUGCAAGUCACUUUGAAAUUUUUGACCCUCUGCCGAACCAAUCUUAUUCGCCUCCGCAAAGUCAAAAGUCCCACAGUCACAGCCUCUGCUGACCCGACUGCAGAAACACUUGAGAGCUGCAAGAGAGAAAAAUAUCUCCACUUGAGGAAGUUGACAGUCUACAUUUGUGGGGAGUUUGGUGGAGGCAUCAUCAUGAUCAUGGGAUAUGGUAAAAGCAAUUGUGAAGUUGGUGGCGGCAACAUCAUCAUAGGAUAUUGUAAGGCAUGUUUGGAGGGUAGAGUGGCAUGUGCAAAGGUCCUGACAGCGUAUUUGGAGGGUAGAGUGGUGCAUUUGGAGGGUAGUGUAUGGGUGGAUAUAAAUGGGAAGGUCCUGGCAUGUUCGGAGGAUACAAUAGGGGUGCCGGUGCUGGUGCUGAUGGGUGUGGAGAGUCGGUGGUUCAAUGAUUGGCUCUCUUCUUCUGAGUGGCUCUGGGUGUAUUUCUACACUAAUCAAAUAUCGGUAAUUCAUUUGAAGACCAUGGCACAAAUUUCUGAAAUGUUUGUUGCUGCCUGCAUUAUGGAUGGAAUAAGUAUUGACACAAUUGGAGUUGAUGCAAUUGUGCUGUAUAUUUGCUAUGCAUAUUAUGUCCUAGAGUUCAUAUAUUGA